AUGCCCUCCGCCAUUACGAAAAACAUAAUCGUCGGAGUCGACUUCGGCACAACUUUCUCCGGCCUCGCUUGGGCCGAAACACCCCAUCGGGCCCGGCCCACGGACCCGGAGCGCAUUUCAACGCUCACGGCCUGGCCAACCGGCGACGGGCUCGGGCUCGGGCGCGGAAUCACUUCGGCCAAGGUCCCAACGCGCCUGAGAUACGAAGGAAGCCAGACGCAAUGGGGGUUUAAUAUCCCGCUGGAUGCUCCGCAGCACGAAAUCCUCGAAUGGUUCAAACUAGACCUUGAUCCCAACCUCCCAACCAUCGGCCAACCCACAGGCGCCGAAAUCACUGGCGGCCGCUCCGCCGACGUCCUAGUAAAAGACUACCUCACCUCCCUCCUCAACCACCUCGCCUCUACCCUCGGUCUCCAAACCCUCUCCACCUCCCGGUUCUCCUUCGUCGUCACCGUGCCGGCAAUAUGGAGCGAAGAAGCCAAAACCGCCAUAACGACCGCCUUCCGCUCCGUCCUCUCCUCGCCACCCUGGCCCUCUUCCUCCUCCACAUCCUCCGGGCCCACCAGCGCGAUCCACAUCAUCUCCGAACCCGAGGCCGCCGCCCUCGCCUCCCUCAGCAACAACAAGAAACCACCCACGCUGAAGAAAAACGACACGGUCGUGGUCGUAGACGCAGGAGGCGGCACCGUCGACGCAAUAAGCUACACGAUAGCGAACCUCCACCCCCUCGAACUCGUCGAGGCAGCGCCGGGGUGCGGAGCGAUCUGCGGCUCGGCGUUCGUGAACAUGCGUUUCGGGAAGUACGCGAAGCUCAAGUUCGGGGAACACCCGGGGUUCACAGACGGCGUGUUCGCAGAGGCGAUGGAUUAUUUCGAGAGGGUGGCCAAGAGGGGGUUGGAGGUGAACACGCCGCCCGCGACGACGUAUCCAGUGCCCAUGCCCUUGGGCGACGACGAGGAGGCGCGAAGACUGGGCGUCGUGGAUGGGGUCUAUUCGCUAGGCGUCUCGGAGCUCAAGACGCUUUUCGAACCGGUCGUGUUGGAGACUAUAAAGCUAGUCAAGGAACAGGUGGCGGCUACGAAGAGCGGGCCCGUGAGCGCCGUGUUGCUGGUGGGUGGCUUCGCUGCUUCGACGUAUUUGUUUGAGAGGGUGAAGAUUGCGCUUGGGGAUGGUGUGGAGGUGCUUAGGCCAGAGGAUGGGUGGUCUGCUGUUGCUCGAGGAGCUGUUAUGAGGGGUUUGGAGAUUGCAAAGAAGGAACAGCUCGGCGGAGACGAAGAAGAGGAAGAAGAAGAGGAGGAGGGGGUUAGAGCGAGGGUUAGCUACGGAGUGGAGAGCGAGGUCGUUUUUGACGAGAAGAUGCAUGGGGAUGUGCGGGAGAGACGAUAUUGGUGUGCGAGGGAAGGCCGAUACAAGAUUCGCGUCAUGAACUGGUUCCUUAAACGUGGCCAACUCCUCCCCGAAUCUCCCCAAAUCAUCCCCUUCACGACAAGCCUUCCCUACUCCCUCAUCCGGCCCCCGAUCCUCUCGACAACGAUCUACGUAGACGUGAGAUCCUCCUCCCCGCCGCCCCUCCUCCGCGACGCUAAAACUAGGCGCCUCUGCUGCCUCGCUGCUCCUCUCGCCAGCUCCCCUCCUCCUCCCGCCGAACUCCCGCGCCGUAUCGGCCUCGAUGGAAAGUGGUAUUACUCCAAUGUUGCUUUUUCUCUCGAGGUUUCCGCUCGAGAGGAUAUGACGGCUUUUUCUUUGAUGUAUAAGGGCAAGAAAUACCAAACUGCCACCCUCGAGAAGAAAUAG
Scedosporium apiospermum is the source of this 1794-nucleotide messenger RNA. RefSeq names its product Hsp70-like protein. Bases 1 to 1794 code for a protein of 597 amino acids. The transcript has 4 exons. The record is from RefSeq and is a predicted model, not a curated record. NCBI's taxonomy places the organism in Eukaryota, Fungi, Ascomycota, Sordariomycetes, Microascales, Microascaceae.